AUAGGGGAGGCGAUCGCCUGUUCCUGGUCCGGGCUGCAAAUUGUUCCUGUCAGACUACACAGCAGCCCGGCAAAUCAAGUCGUCAGAUCGACGCUGGCUGAAACGCUUUCGUAUCCUACAAAGGCAUAGAUAUUCAACUGAAAUCCAAAAUACGACGCUGCAGAUAACCUGAAAUAACCUGAAAUGCGCGGACUGAAGAUUCCUGCCUCAGGCUGCCAAAGUCUGGAUUGCCAAUUUGUGUUGCCAGUCUGUAUUGCUUCAACUCGAUGAGUUGUGAGUCAUUCUCAUCCGACAUCGGUUGAUCAGCCAUCGAGUAGACAAAAUAUCUUCUCCGCGCAACAAUCGAGUAUCGAUAUGCAUUUCCUCAAACAAUGGCAACCAGCAACUUUCGCAUCGUUCCAGCGCAGACACCAGAGCAUAUCGCUACGGCUAGAGAACUGUUCACAGCCUACGUCGAAUGGCUGAAUAUCGACCUUAGCUUCCAGAGCUUCCAGUCCGAACUGGCCUCGCUGCCGGGGAAGUAUGGAGCUCCUCAUGGAGAGCUUCUUCUUGCUUACAGCCCAGACAACACCCCUCUAGGCUGUGUCGCUGUCCGUUCUCUCAGCGACGAAGAUAAGGGACCGGCUUGCGAAAUGAAACGGCUGUACGUUUGCCCCGAAGCACGAGGCAUGGGGCUGGGGAAGGCCCUGAUAGCUGCGAUUGUGCAGCGCGCAAAGGAACUGGGAUACACAGAGAUGAGGCUGGAUACGCUCCCUUCCAGGAUGCAAGGUGCUAUCCAAUUGUAUACCCGGGCAGGCUUCGUCGAGACACAUCCUUACUACGAGACUCCCAUGGAGGAAACAAUCUUCCUCAUGCUCGACCUUACACAAUAACCGGGAUUAAAAGGGGGUAUUAUGAGGGCGAAUGCAAGAAAAAAGUAAUCGCGAUUCACUGUCUCCCGACUCAGACUGUUGAGCUUGAACUUUUGAUUUCGGAGCACCCAUGGCAGUUUGAUUGCCUCGUGGCCGAAAAAGUGUCAUCAUAGUCGAGAGACGAAUGUGAUCGGAGCUUGCACAUAACCAAGCUGUCGGUUUGGAAAUUGUUUGGUUCUACGGAGUAACAUUGUUUUGUUGAAGAUGGAGACUGAGAAAAUCCUGCAGGAACUUUUUCGGUUUGUGUGUUUUUAACCAAGUCGCUGCUUACCUAAGCGUGUACUAGCGAUGUUAGCUAGCUAGUUAACUAUACAUUUAGUUAUAUUAUUUCCUAAGAG
Messenger RNA from Aspergillus versicolor CBS 583.65, 1249 nucleotides. Its product is annotated as GNAT family N-acetyltransferase. The record is from RefSeq and is a predicted model, not a curated record. The transcript has a single exon. NCBI's taxonomy places the organism in Eukaryota, Fungi, Ascomycota, Eurotiomycetes, Eurotiales, Aspergillaceae. Gene Ontology annotation, molecular function: acyltransferase activity, transferring groups other than amino-acyl groups. Bases 372 to 872 code for a protein of 166 amino acids.